Molecule: messenger RNA, 1080 nt
Organism: Seminavis robusta
Lineage: Eukaryota; Bacillariophyta; Bacillariophyceae; Naviculales; Naviculaceae
Source: the annotation of a GenBank genome assembly
AUGUCAUUGUUCUGCAAAGCUGCCGAGAAGAGUAUCGAUUCAAAGAUUGCUCAAGUGAUCAUCAACAUUUUGUGCAAUCUGCAUCUCUGCUUGACAUUCAUCAAGAGCAAAGAAUAUGACAGAGUCAACAAGGCAUCCAAGAAGUUGGAGCAGUCCGGAUUCAUUUAUCAAGGAUUGCGGUGUUUCAAAUAUGCCAACUUGAGUGGAACAAAUAUGGACCAGGUCCUCAGUUUGUUGGAUCGGCUGCAAGAGAGUACGUGGUUCUUGCGCACAUGUUGCUGCAAAGGUGAGCCUCUGGCAGAACUUAUUCAGGAUUUACUAAAGUCGAAUAAUAGACUUCCCAUGCCUAUCAAAGCAAAGCUGCAGACUAUGCUGUCAUCGGCAAACGGCAUGGCCAGCAAUCACGACAAGACGACAACAUCUAUAUGCCGCAACUGUGGAACAUCGGCAAGCAAAAACCUUUUAUGCAGCAGGUGCAAGACCACAGCGUAUUGCUCACGCGAGUGCCAGGACUGGAAAAAACACAAGAAACAGUGCAAGAUGGAAACCAAGGCGAAGACAUUCACGGACAGAGAGGUUGACUCUCACCAACAGUUGCUGACAGGUUUCUUACACAAAAACUACUUCCGUAUCCUUCUGAAGGCCCAUGCCUUUUGUGAAGAACACGGCGUCGGGAAGCAAGACAUCCUCUUGGAAAUUGACUUUUAUGGAGAUGCGCCAGCUCUCCGUGGUGAGUUUUCCUUCGAUUUGGUCUCGGGAUACAUUCACGACAACCGCCCGAAUGAAAAGGAGUGGUUUCCCAAUGAUUUGUGGAAGGGAAUCAAGGAUAAGUAUCGAACCAUGACGCCGGACCCUGUGCUUGCUGUUUGUCACUAUCCGGAUGAUUCAGGCGGGGCCUACCGUCUUGGUUUGAAAAACCAAGAUACUGGCUUGGCCAUGAUGUCGAAUGAAGCAAUGGGUGCAGUUGGGACGGCAAACCAGAGCGAGUUGACCCGAAAUUUUGGACCUGCAGGGAUGACAGAUAUGGGGAGACAACUUCUCAUUUGGAAUCCACAACGCGUCCUCAAAGAGAUGAACUAG